AUGGCACCACCGACAUCUCGACCACGAUCCCCCUCGCAACGUCCCCUCCCCGGAUCUCCAACUUAUUCAUAUGCUUCCACACUUCCCCUCGCAUCCACAUUUUCCCUUGCGCUUCCACCUCCACCAGUUCCUCAUCCACCCCACGCCGUCCUUACGAAAGCCGACCUAGAACUUUCCCAAAUCGCCUAUUCCGAACUCAUUAGCACCGCCAAAAGCUAUCGACUAGCACUCGCAGAGCUAAGCUCUUCUGCAUCCGCUUUUGGUAGUGCUUUAGAAGCAUGUGCACGAUUAAAAGAAGCAAGAUCCGAAGCCUUGGCCCCCCUGGUGGCAGUCUCAGCAACAGUUUUACUGCAAAAGGGAAUUGUACUGGAGAUAACCUGA
This is a messenger RNA of Botrytis fragariae, 381 nucleotides long. RefSeq names its product putative phospholipid-binding protein. The transcript has a single exon. Gene Ontology annotation, molecular function: phospholipid binding. The coding region runs from base 1 to 381 and encodes 126 amino acids. Gene Ontology annotation, cellular component: fungal-type vacuole membrane. Gene Ontology annotation, biological process: vacuole fusion, non-autophagic. The record is from RefSeq and is a predicted model, not a curated record. NCBI's taxonomy places the organism in Eukaryota, Fungi, Ascomycota, Leotiomycetes, Helotiales, Sclerotiniaceae.